AUGCAGAACUACCGCGCCGCUCCCCACUCGCUGCCGCGUGCCUCGCUCCUCUCCGACGUGGCAAAAUUAUCCAGCCCUACAGAGACUGAAUGGUGCAUCGACUCUCUUAUUGCUGUUUUCCAAAAGCAUGCUGGAAGAGAUGGUAACAACAGCAAACUCUCCAAGGCCGAGUUCCUAAUCUUCAUGAAUACGGAGCUGGGUGCCUUCACAAAGAACCAGAAGGACCCUGGUGUCCUUGACCACAUGAUGAAGAAACUGGACCUCAACUCUGAUGGGCAGCUAGAUUUCCAAGAAUUUCUUAAUCUUAUUGGCAGUCUGGCCAUAGCUUGCCAUGAAUCCUUUAUGAAGUCUGCCUCUUCCCAGAAAUAGAUCCGAGGAGCCUUUGGGCCUGGCCUCCAGCCCCACUCCCCUUCCUUCCAGCCUCCCAGUUAUCAUCUACUCCUCACAGCCCACACAUAACCCUGA
Messenger RNA from Hippopotamus amphibius kiboko, 465 nucleotides. Its product is annotated as protein S100-A11-like. Gene Ontology annotation, biological process: regulation of cell population proliferation. The coding region runs from base 1 to 369 and encodes 122 amino acids. Gene Ontology annotation, cellular component: cytoplasm. NCBI's taxonomy places the organism in Eukaryota, Metazoa, Chordata, Mammalia, Artiodactyla, Hippopotamidae. Gene Ontology annotation, molecular function: calcium-dependent protein binding; calcium ion binding. The record is from RefSeq and is a predicted model, not a curated record. The transcript has 2 exons.